Molecule: messenger RNA, 4364 nt
Organism: Physella acuta
Lineage: Eukaryota; Metazoa; Mollusca; Gastropoda; Physidae
Source: RefSeq, a predicted model, not a curated record
UCUAGUCAGGUUGAAUCUGGAGUGUCUGGAAGAAAGACUAAACUCUUGACAACUUAAACCUCAUUUAACCGCUUUUUAUUUUACUUGCGGAUUGUUUCUUGGAUGUGCGUGGUCUGUUCUAACCAGCGUAGUAAUUUGGUUAAAUCGUGGCACCGCUGAAAUUGAAAAGGUGUUGUGAUAAGGCUGUCCGCUACAUUCGGAUUAUUUCGCUGAGGUUUUCACUCCUGGUAGAGACUGAAGGUGCUGGGUUGUGGUUUCGUUUAUUGCCAUACAUACGGUAGACAUGAGUCGGUAUUAUGAGCCUGUCAUAUGGCACCAAAUGGGCACAAAGGGCCACUCGGUGUAUCAUCCAAGAACGUUCGCCAUGCCGGUCAGACGGCACGGACCUGUUGUAGCCGCCCCCAGAUAUAGCAAUUACUCCAAUGUCCGCCACGACUACGCCAUAGACGACAGCAUCCACAGGGCGGACUACCUUUCGAACGCUGUCCUUGAGGACACCUACGAGGCCGCCACCCGCUCCCGUGGCAAGGACAAUGAACUCUUGCGGAGUGUCAAUGCCGCCAUUAGGCCGUCUAGUAGUUCACGAGAUAGCACCCCCACACGGAUCAGCCGGCCAACCAAGCGCCUCCAAUCCCUGCCUCCAGUGGACAUCAAACCCGUCUCAGCUGUAGUGCCGUACCGCAACGCCGAGAAAAUCAGAUCCGCUCUGGCAUCAAGCCCGCCCCCGACGUCCCUGCUCUCGUCUAGAAUUGACUCUUACCUUAGGGGAUCUUCCCUCCCACCGCGGCCAUUUCCCAGAGACAUUGCCUCCAACAUCUCCUACACUUCCUACCUGCCCCGCUCCAGCAGUCCCAGCAACAUCCGGUCACUGGUACCCUACACAUCGGCUCUCUCGGACUCUGGGAGAGACUACAGCCCGUCCUACAGAUCCACCUCGCCCUACAUCUCUAGAGCCGAGGCCAGCAGCGACUACGACUAUGCUGGCAGCGACGAUGAAGAUUACGAGCCCGAGUCUUACAGGCGGAAGUACAGGAUCAUCAGGUCGCCCGUGAGUAGUUCCUACCAUAGAGCUGGCUCACCCGAUGGUAGUGAAGACGAGUACUACGAUGCUUCUGAUUCGUUUGGAACCUACUCUUGUCCUCGGCCGUCCGGCAUUUCUCCUCUGAAGUUGAGCAGCUACGACGGAGAAUACGACGGCUCCUAUGAAGCUGAUAUGGCCGAGAUGUAUGACUAUGUUCCCUUCGGUCCGUCGAGGCACGGAAUUCUGGAGUUGACCCACGAAGACGACAGCCCUCUACCCUCAUACACAUCUAGCCUGCCCCGUCUGUCCCCACCACAAAGCUCCCUCCCCAGAGUUACAGUGCUGCCAUCCUAUUCAAGGAGUAGUGACGUGGCGCUCCCCUCCCCCAGCACCCACCCCCUGCUAGACUCACUAGUAUCAAGCACCGCGGCCAAGGCAAGAGCAGUCCUGGCCAACUCUAAACUCCCCGAAUACAAGAACGCCAGCCUCGUACUCAGUGUUGAAGGCAGUGCCGUGUCAGAAGAUGGUCAGAACCGCUAUGGGUUUAGAUACUACCCUCCACCCAUUCCGUUAAGGGGAUCACACAUCGGAUUAGAUGAGAGAAUAUUAAGCAUCGCACCCAAGGAUGUCAGCCCGGCUGAUUCAUUUUUAUCAAAGUACUUAAAUAGACUUCGUGACAUCCGAACCGAUAUCAGGGACCACGUCAACAGGGGCGACUACGCUCGUGGUCACAGCGUCGCCACGGUCAGCAGCCCAUCGCCCUACGUCCAUCGCACCGUCACCAUGCCCGUUCACAUCUCUGGGCGCGCCCACAGCGUGCCCGUCUCCUCCUACCGCUCGCGACUGGACGGCGGUCAGCACCACCACGUCGACGUGUUCCCGCUGGUGGUCAGCGAGACAAGUCUGCCGUCUGACAAGAAGCUGCACCUGCCCGUCUACAGGGCCGGCGGCGAUAGUGGAUCCCCCACCAAGCUUACUGUGUUAGAGAAGAUUAAUAUCAAGGCGGCAAUUAUCGGCAGUAGGAUGGAAGCUGACGGUCCCAAGAGGCAGAGAAGACCCCGCUCAGAGUUCGCGGCCAACAAGCUCCGGGAGCUGAAGAGAGAUGAACUUGAGGAGGGGAUUUACUACCGCACGCCAAGCACAGGCGCGCUCCAUGCAUCCAGACCACCUUUGCCCAAACCCACCGACAGAAAAGCUAUCAGAGAUGUUGACGGUUUCACAAAACCCAAAAAUCUGUUAUCUUGGCAGUACCGUGUUGAGUCAAGGUUGUCCCCCGAUGAUAUAAUUUAUGAGCCUUCCAGUUUUAUCCGCAUGAGAGAGCGGGUCAAGGACGUGCAGGAGAAGAUGGACCGACAGCGCCAGUUGCUGGACAGAUAUCUGGACAGCGACUUCAAGAUUGCACCCAACCCUUCCCAAAACAGUGAAGGAAGGAGCUCGGUAAAAAUUCCUGCAUAUUAUGCUGCCGGCGGCGACCCAGACAACAGACCCGUGUCUGAUCUACGCCGUAGGAUAAGGAGGACCCUCGCCAAGUCCAAGAACAACCCAGACUACUUCAGGGACUAGCUCAACAAGGGCGCUAACUCCAGCUGCCACAGACACGGGAGGAGAAAAUAUAACUUCUAGAAAAUAUUAGUCAAUUUUUUGUGUUGAAAAGGGCGACAACUUGAAAAAUCUCCGCUUCAAAUGGUCACCUCGAGCGUCCAGGACGUACGCAAGCUUCUGCUGAUCUUGGGUGUCUGCUUUAUGUCGAAGGUUGAACAGCCGCACUUUUAAAUGUCUGCUAUAGACAGCUCUAUCGGAUAAAUGUUUAUUUUUCAGCCUCUGGAAAGUUUGUUUUAUGACAGGGUUCAUUCGUGUAUUUGUAUGUACAUUAAAAUUGCAAUGAAAUUUUGCUGUUUCAUCAGGUAACUUUAUAGUUACCUGAAAGCAUUUUUUUUUCACAUUUUGAAAUCUUACAUGUGUUAAAUUAUAAAACAUUUUUUCCACAUAAGAACUCAAAUUAUAACAUGCUAUAAAUGUAUAUUCGGAUAAAAUAAUAAACGAUUGUUAUCUCAUAAAUAAAUGUGAUAGAUUGGGCAUUGAAAUACACGUAAAAUACUUAAUUUAAUUUAAACAGAAAAUGAUAAAUAUACCUUAUUUUUCUAACACACUAAGCGCAAAAGAGCAAAAUACACCGUGGUGUAACAUACGUAUGUUUUGUUAAGUUUCGAUAUUUAUUUCAUUCCUUGCUUUCUCUUGCUUCGAAAAUUAAAAACAAACUGUUGUUGAUAUUGGAUGUAUUGAAUCUUGUAUGGUCGAAAUACUAAAUUAUUUGAGUCUAUAAAUAGACAUCUACUUUUAUAACUAAAAUUAUAAAAUCAAAUUCAAAAGAACCUUGUUAUACUUAUAGAAAUGGAUGCUCUUUUCGCCAUGUAAGCAUGUGAAUUUUGUAUAUUUAAAGCGAUGAAUUCAUGUUUUGUGUUUGCCGAUUCACUCUCUAUAAUCUCGCACCCAAAAUGUCGCGUUCAAAAAUAAUAAUUUGAAUACUUGUCCUCCUGUGUUUGCGGCCCUAGUGUAUAGAUGUAUUCAUUAAUUAAUUAAUUUACCAAAAAUUGUAAAUACUCAUUCUGCUAAGGCUGUGAAGGUUAACCCUCUGUGUAAAGUCAUUGAAUUUGAUCUAGACUUUAGGCCUCAUAUCAGCUAUACUUAAAUAUUGCCAGUAGCAAUACAUACUCUAUUAAUAGUGCACUUAUUAUCACAGUUACCACUAUUUAAUUAUAUUUUAUUUUAAUAAAAUGUACAUACUAGCUAUUUAUUAAUGUUUUUUGAUAGCACAUAACUAGGAGAACUUUUUUUUUCUAACCAUUUAAAAAAUAAAAUUUUGAUUCACGUUUUCUCAACUUAGACUUUGGUAAUUAAAAAACCAAAAUCCGUCAUUCAGCUUUGUAAUAUUGUGUGUAAUUUUACUUUAUUGCCAUUUAUUAUUUAUUAUUUUAAAAAUAACUUGUAUUGAUUUAAAUUAUAGUGUAUGAGCUUUUUACCCAGAUUGUUUGCCUCCAAUGAAAAACUGGAUUGUUUGCAAUCAUGAUUUUGAUCUGUACAGGCGUUACUGUGAGAAGCAGUUGUAAACUUUUAGCAGCUUUUUUGUUGGUUUGGCCUUGGGUGCGAUGUUUUUUUUUAAUCAAUUUCUUUUCUUCAGUUUAAGAUACGGAGUACUAGUCCGCGUAGUCUUGCUUUUUACGUGUCCAACUUGAGGUAAUUGGUAGAACCCCGUUCAGAAAUUGUGCCUUCUUUCUUUGAAACGAUACACCUUUUUCUGAUUUAUCAAUAGGAAUACAAAUAAAACUGCAAUAUCUGCAACAAA